Molecule: messenger RNA, 1299 nt
Organism: Ctenocephalides felis (cat flea)
Lineage: Eukaryota; Metazoa; Arthropoda; Insecta; Siphonaptera; Pulicidae
Product: TATA-box-binding protein-like
Exons: 4
Coding region: 209-1141 (310 amino acids)
Biological process (GO): DNA-templated transcription initiation
Molecular function (GO): DNA binding; RNA polymerase II general transcription initiation factor activity
Source: RefSeq, a predicted model, not a curated record
GGCAAAUAAAAUUUGCAUCGAAUAAUUUAUCGUUUGCUGUUAUUGAGAUAAAAAUUAAAUUAUUGCUGUUGAUGCUUGCAUCUCAAUAUGUGAUCGUUUAUCUGUGAAAUAUUGUAUCUGUUUAAUUGUGCUAAAUAUAUAUUGACGAAGUGCAGAUCUCAAUAAAGGAAUAUUUUUGUUAUCCUAACCUCUAACAAAUCUUUUCACAAUGGAUCAAAUGCUACCCAGCCCAGGGUUUUCAAUUCCAAGCAUUGGAACACCGCUCCAUCAGCCUGAAGAGGAUCAGCAAAUACUUCCAAAUGCUUUACAACAACAAAUGCCACCUUUGGCGCCGAUGGGGAGCUCCGGAAUGUCGAGUUUCUCCAAUAUGAACAUGUCAACAGGCUUAACUCCGACACAAAUGAUGAGCACCCCACAGAAAACGAUGCACACAUAUUUACCUUUCCAAACUCCACAAAGUCUAAUGCAACCACAAACUCCACAAAAUAUGAUGUCGCCAAUGGUUCCAACAUUAAGUGGGCCAGCUAGUGUGCAACCACAUUCACAAACAAUGGGUCCAGCAACUCCUAUGACACCCAUGACUCCUCAGUCUGCCGAUCCUGGAAUAAUUCCACAACUACAAAAUAUAGUUUCAACAGUGAAUUUAAAUUGCAAAUUAGAUUUAAAAAAGAUUGCGCUGCAUGCCAGAAAUGCUGAAUACAAUCCAAAACGUUUUGCUGCCGUUAUAAUGAGAAUAAGAGAACCAAGGACAACUGCUUUGAUAUUCUCAUCAGGUAAAAUGGUUUGUACGGGAGCAAAGAGUGAGGAUGAUUCUAGGUUGGCAGCCAGGAAAUAUGCUCGAAUCAUUCAAAAACUUGGUUUUAGUGCCAAAUUUAUGGAUUUUAAAAUACAAAAUAUGGUUGGAAGUUGUGAUGUUAAAUUUCCAAUACGAUUGGAAGGUUUAGUGCUUACACAUGGUUCCUUCAGUUCAUAUGAGCCUGAACUAUUUCCUGGUCUUAUUUACAGAAUGGUCAAGCCUAGAAUUGUACUGUUAAUAUUCGUGUCAGGAAAGGUGGUAUUGACUGGAGCUAAAGUGAGAGGUGAAAUAAUGCAGGCUUUUGAUAAUAUUUACCCAAUUUUAAAGAGUUUUAAGAAACAAUAGUACUUAAGUAUAUAAUUUUAGUUCAAAGAAUUUGAAAUAAUUUAUGACUUGGAGGGUCCAAAUGUAAAUAAAGUGUAUAGUGUAACUAAGCCUGUGACUGACUAAUAUUUAUUAAUAAUAUUAUUAAAAUAUGAGAUAUUACACAAUAUAUUUAAACU